AUGGAGUUGCAGGGAGAGACGGAGCGGGGAGAGGGGGAUUUCGUGGGGAUGGGGCGAUUCGCUGCUGUUGGUACAUCUCGCGUGAUCCCUCCGCGGCACGGAAGCGCUACUAAUCCGUUCCGUCGAUCGAGUCAUAUGGAAGAAGGCGGAGGCCAUGGCGCGGGCGACCGCAUCAGCAGCCUCCCCGACGACAUCCUGUUCUCCAUCCUCCUCCGCAUCGGAUCCACUCGCGCCGCCGCGCGCACCAGCGUGCUCUCCCGCCGCUGGCGCCACGUCUGGGCCCGCCUGCCAGAGCUCCGCCUCGGCACCUGCGACGUGCCGCCAGGGGCGACGCUCCUGGACUCCAUUGACGCCGCCCUCGACGCGUGCUCUGCCCCGGCCGUCCAGCGCCUCGAAGUGGCCAUGUACUGCCAUGGCCUCCGAGUCCACGCGCGCCGCGUCGCGCCGUGGCUACGCUUCGCCUCGCAGCGCCGGGUGGGAGACCUCUAUAUCGAAGUGCCAUCCAAGAUGAAAUUCUUCUUGUCUACUCCUAAGCCCAAGAAAGAGGAGCUCGAGCUUCCUGUGUGCGAUGGGGCGACGAGAAUCACUCUGUCGCUCGAACGACAAUGGAGGCUCCGCCUCUCUCGGGUGGGCUCGUUCACGUCGCUGACCGACCUGCACAUAAGCUGCGCCACCAUGGAAGGCAGCGAGCUUGGCGCCCUUGUGUCCGAGCAGUGCCCGCGCCUGAGGAAUCUCUACGUUUUCGUCAGGCUGGCUGCUGCCUCCAACGUGUCCAUACGCUCCAACUCACUUGACUCCCUGUCAUUCGACGUCGAAAACACCGAGAAGCUAGAAGUCAUCGCCCCUAAGCUUGAAGUACUGACAGUAUGUGAUGCCACGAUGGCAGAUAUCUCUGCCCCAAAGCUGGCCGAGAUAAGUUGGGACGGUGACACUGGCUACGACCCUCUGUGCCACCGCUUUGCCAAUGCUGGUCGUCACCUCCGGCUGCUAGACUUGGGCUCAAAGUGUGUUGUCGCUUCCCUGAUGCAUCGUUUCGACAAAGUUAAUGUGCUGAAACUGAACCUGAACCUCUGCAAUUUUAAGGGAACGGAGGCAUACACAAAUUUCUUGAAUGAAACGAUUGCACUACCCAAGUGUGAGAAAUUAAAGUUACGAGUAUCAUUAAGGGAUUAUGACCACAGCUUCGCGUCAAGCAUGUUUCAUCUCUUGAGGAACUGCAACAGCACAAGGAAGGUUUCAAUAAAGGUCGAUUCUGGCCACUUGACGGUAAUCUCCAUGCUUCUGCAAAUGUGUCCUUUUAUUGAUGGCUUGGUUCAAGGCAACUUUAGUCCUUUCUGA
Messenger RNA from Miscanthus lutarioriparius, 1338 nucleotides. Lineage: Eukaryota; Viridiplantae; Streptophyta; Magnoliopsida; Poales; Poaceae. The record is from the annotation of a GenBank genome assembly.